AAAACAAAACCGAUAGGGGCACAAUCAAAAUAAUUUGUAAACAAUUUUCAUUACAUUCUGAUUAGCUAUCCAAUUUUGCAUUAAUUUGCUUAAAUUUACAAUGGACUAUUCUCAAAACCAGUCCCAGUUGUCAAUCGAUAACUCGGAUCAAGAUUUUCGAAUCCUUUCCUUGCAAGAGCUGAUCGAAAAGAAUAUUGAGAUAGAGCAACAAAUUGAAAGUAGCUCAUUUGGCGAAUCGUUAGAGGCAAUUGACCAUAUUAUACAAAGAGCCGACGAAAUUAUCAAGGGGCAGGAGGAUCGCCGCGUCCACUCUACGGAACUUGUUCUGGACACGGAGCUGCUGAGUCGCAAUCACAAAGUUGUUGGCAAGGCCAUUCAAUAUAACACUAACAUUACGGAUCGCAUUGUCCAAAAUGCAAUUAAUCAGCUGGUUUUCAAGGAGAACGAAGAGGACUGGGAGUCUGUUUGUGCCUUGGCCGUUCAAUUCGGUAAUCCUCAUUUCACCAGCGACAGCAUGCUGCCCUUCAUAGACGUAGCGCCCAAGGAGCACAUUCCCAAACAGCGUACUCAGCGUAAACAGAAAUCACAGGUUGAGGAAAAGCGCCCGAAAAAAAGUGAUAAAUUGGAGCGUAAGGACGAAGGUUCUGCUUCAGUCAACAAUGCUUUAAGACAAAUCAAACAUUUAUAUAGAGAAGCCAAUGAGCCGAUUCCAUACUUCAAGUUAAUUUGCAACCCAAACAAUUUUAUGGAAACUGUGCAAAAUGCAUUACAAGUUUCCUUUCUGGUCAAGGAGAAUAUGAUUGGAAUUAAAAAUGGCAGCGAUGACGGUUUACCUCUUGUUUAUGUCGUUGACAAUCAUAAAGCCCUCGCCGAUAAGGACCCAUCACAGGCAAUUUGUUCCCUAGAUGUUUCCUUUUGUGAAAAAAUGAUUAAUCAUUACAAAAUUCAAGAGCCGAUGCUGAAAAGACUGAAUGAUAGUUAGUUAGUUAUAGUUUUCUAUUUUUGUUUUAAGAAAUUAAAUCUA
Molecule: messenger RNA, 1024 nt
Organism: Drosophila serrata
Lineage: Eukaryota; Metazoa; Arthropoda; Insecta; Diptera; Drosophilidae
Gene: Nse4
Product: SMC5-SMC6 complex kleisin component Non-SMC element 1
Biological process (GO): DNA repair
Cellular component (GO): Smc5-Smc6 complex; nucleus
Source: RefSeq, a predicted model, not a curated record